AUGGAAGCUUUUCUAGGGACUAUUGGGACAAUUUUAGGGUUUGGGUGCACACUGAUGCCAAUUUAUACAUUUUAUGAGGCGGAAAAAACGAAAAACCUUGAGAAGUUUUCACAUUUAGGGAUGAUGGUAUGUAAUGUAAAUACGAUUGUGUGGGUCGUGUAUGCGUAUUUAAGAUAUACAUUAAAAUGGCGAUGGGAACCAGUCCUUUUUUCUCAACGCUUGUAGCCGGAGGCAUGCUAUGUGCCGGGGACCUUGUGGAAGGGAAAUUGGCGCUCGGGGUGUAUAUCCGGCUAGAUUUUCCUUGGUGUAGUGGAGCGCAACGUCGAAUUUGGUCGACCGCAGCUCAUUCUGGUACCAAGGUUUUUACCUCACUCCCCCCUUUAAAUUGGAACUAAAAAUUUUGUUCCAAUUUAAAGGGGGUUAAUUUUUUUUUUUUAAAAAAAAAUAUCAAUAUAAAAUUUUUUAUUAAAUAUAUAAAAAAUUAAAAAAAAAAAAAUUCAAAAACUUAUCAAUUAGAUUAAUAAAUUUGUUUAUUAAAAUGCUAUUUACUCUUUAUGCUUUUAAAACAAAGCAAGAUAUAACUAAAUUUUCAUUAUUAGUUAAUACGCCACUAUUAAUUGGUAUCAAAAUUAUUUACACAAAAAUUAUUAUUUUUAUUGAUAAAAAAAAUUAAAAAAAAAAAAAAUUUAGAAAAUUUAUCGAUCAAAGUGCUAAUUUUGUUUUAAAUAAGAUGUUAUUUAUACUCUAUUCUUUAAAAUAAAGCAAUAAAUAACUAAAUUUUGAAAUUUUAUAAAAAACUCCUAUUGAAUUUAUAUCAAAACUAUCCAAAUAAAAAAUAUCAAUUUUAUCAAAAAAAACAAAAAUUUUUUUGAAAAUAUUUAAAAAAAUAAAAUUUUGUUUUUUUUUAAAUUUAGCAAUUAAGGAUAAUAAAUUUAUUUAAAUAAGAUGCGAUUUAUACUUUUUUCUUUAAAAAAGAGCAAGAUAUAACUAAAUUUUUAAUUUUAGUUAAGAAGAAAACAUUUAACUUAUAUCAAAACUUUUUAGAUAAAAAUUAUUAUAAUUUUUUAUUAUAAAAUUAAAUUUUGUUCCAAUUUUAAAGGGGGGUUAAUUUAUUUAAAAAAGUGGAAAUUUUACCGAUAUUUUGUUCCAAUUUAAAGGGGGGGGGAGUCAGGGAAAUGGUAUUUCAAGGUUGGAAAGGGGAAGCCAGUAGAGCCAAAUAUCCCACUUAAUCCAUCGAGCAACCCCUAGUGUGAAGCUGGGUGUAACAUCCCAGGCUUUGAAUUUCCAUUUUGGCCAACAGUCCUAUCAGAAAAUUAGUUUUUCAAAUUUUCAAAAUAGGAACCUCUGUUGACGUACAGCAUGGUGGCGCAACUCAUCCAACUACGGGUAGCGAGUGCGCAUCCUCGUCCAGUAGGAGCUGAGCCUUGAAGGUCAUGAUCGAUCGAUGGUGAGCAAACGGGUGAAGCGAUAGGGUGGAGGUAGGCCGUCUGAGCAAUAUUGCGAGCCUCUCAGUAAUAAUACUAAUGCUAAUGCAUGCGUAUUUAGGAAAUGAAAUGACGAUACUGAUUAAUACGAUUGUCUGUGGAGGUUUAAAUUUUGUGUAUUUAUUAUGAUAUCAUAAAAUAAAGGGAGAUAUUUUGGAGUUUGUAAGCAAAUUUUUGGUGACAGCGCUGAUUUUUGUGGGAAGUUUUAUAGGAUUGUGCUCGUUUAACGUGAUUGGACAAGUGGCAACAAUGGUGAGCUUGAUCGGGUGUUUUCCACCAUUGGAACAAAUAGGUUUAGCUUUAAAGGAAAAAAGCCACAGAUAUUUUGAUAUUGUUUGCAUUAUCCCAGGAUUUUUAUGUGUAAACAUAUGGUUGUGAUAUGGAAUUUUGACUAGUAAUUUUCAUAUUAUUAUCCCAAACAUAAUUACUUUUGUGAUAGCGACAAUACAUAAAUAAAAUGGCAUUCAUACGAGAGAAAUUAGCUUCGCUAAUUUUCUCUCCCUCAUGGAAUUUUAUUUAUGGGAUUUGGUUUUACCUUGAAAACUUCUGCAUAGAAACAGCGGUUUUAACUCUGGGAAUAACCAGAGGAACUGCUCCUCAGUGCGAUCAAAAGCUUAGAGUUUUUACAUUUGGCACAUCCCCACGGGAGGAUGGCCCUUAGAUAGAGCAUGUGCUGGAGCCAAGUCUGACAGAGCGAAGGCAACGCGCCGAUGAGAUGCACGGUUCUGAAGUUUCGCUGGCUCUCGCCAGGAUGGUUGGGCCGAUCUCCAUUUUGGUUGGGUGACCGGUGACGUCACUAGUUGGCCUAGUCCCUAUUUAUUAGGGAGCGGGCGCGAGACAUCUUAAACACUUAGUAGCUAACGAUAAAGAUAGCGACAAUGCAGAUACUUCUUUAUAUGUGGGCUAAAGGAUAUUUUGAAAGCUAUAUACUAGAUGAAUUAUCAAAAGACUAUUGGAAAUUAUCAUCAAUAAAGAAAGUUAACACAUUAUAA
Molecule: messenger RNA, 2476 nt
Organism: Blepharisma stoltei
Lineage: Eukaryota; Ciliophora; Heterotrichea; Heterotrichida; Blepharismidae
Source: the annotation of a GenBank genome assembly